This is a messenger RNA of Callorhinchus milii (elephant shark), 2533 nucleotides long. RefSeq names its product extracellular calcium-sensing receptor-like. Gene Ontology annotation, biological process: G protein-coupled receptor signaling pathway. The coding region runs from base 11 to 2533 and encodes 840 amino acids. The transcript is spliced from 7 exons. The record is from RefSeq and is a predicted model, not a curated record. Lineage: Eukaryota; Metazoa; Chordata; Chondrichthyes; Chimaeriformes; Callorhinchidae. Gene Ontology annotation, cellular component: membrane. Gene Ontology annotation, molecular function: G protein-coupled receptor activity.
GGAAGCUGCAAUGAGCUUCCAAGUGCGUUUGGCACUGUUGAUCUCAUUAGCUCUCUCUGAACUGGAGGCAGUUGAGCUGACAUGCAAACUACUGGAAAAGUCUGAUCUGUAUGGAAUCCACAAGGAUGGAGAUGUUGUCAUUGGUGGAUUAUUCAUCAUUAACUUCCGAGUGUCAGUACCUGAUGUUUCGUUCAAGACCAAGCCAGAGAGCAUACCGUGUGACAGUUUCUAUUUCAGAUCAUUCCGAUGGUUGCAAACCAUGAUUUUCACAAUUGAAGAAAUAAAUAAAGAUCGAGAGCUCCUUCCCAAUAUAACCCUUGGAUACAGUAUCUAUGACAACUGUGGUAAAGUCCCACAAGCUGUCAGGGCAGCAGUCAGUGUGCUCAACGGAGUGGACGACCAUUUUGAUGAUCACGGUUGUACAGGAUCACGUCCUAUUUCUGCUAUUGUUGGUGAUCCAACAUCAACGACAUCCAUUGUUGCCGCAAGACUGGCUGGAGUUUUCAACAUUCCUAUGGUCAGUUACUUUGCUACGUGCCCUUGUCUGAGCAACAAGUUGGAGUUCCCCACAUUCUUCAGAACAAUACCCAGUGAUACCUUUCAAGCCAAAGCUAUGGCCAAACUUGUCCAACACUUUGGAUGGACUUGGGUUGGAUCGAUUGCCAGUGAAGAUGACUAUGGCCAAUAUGCAGUGCAAGCGUUCAAUGAUCAGAUAGAGAGAUCUGGGGCUUGCUUGGCCUUUUCCGAAGCCAUUCCGAAAAUCAAUUCUGAACAGAAGGUCCUUCAGAUUGUCGACACCAUCAAAAAGUCAUCGGCAAGAGUUAUUGUGUUGUUCGCUGGCGAGGUGGACGCAAUACCCUUGGCAAAGGAAGUGGUGCGUCAGAAUUUGACCGGUGGGACAAUCGGCUUUGCCAUUCAUAAAGGAGAGAUCCCAGGGUUGAAGGAAUUUUUACUGAAGGUCCAUCCAUCCUCGGCCCCUGGUCAUACGUUGAUAAAAAGAUUCUGGGAAGAAUUGUUCGGAUGCAGUUUUUAUUCAUUGGAUAACACCACCUCAAGCACCAUCUCUGAACCAGCGUGCACAGGACAGGAAGACUUAGAGGAAACAAACAAUGUGUACAGUGAUGUGUCAGAACUAAGAGCUUCAUAUAAUGUCUACAAAGCUGUGGAUGCAAUCGCUCAUGCACUUCAUAAUUUGCUUGCAUGUGAAACUAGGCAAGGGCCAUUUGUGGAUAAGUCCUGUGCUAACAUUUCAAGCUUUGAGCCAUGGCAGCUUCUUCAUUACCUGCGCAACGUGAAGUUUACGAACCGUUUUGGAGAGCAAGUAUAUUUCGAUGAGAAUGGAGAUCCUGUACCAUCGUACGAUAUCAUGAAUUGGCAAAUGAAUGCAGAUGGUUCAGUUAAAAUUGUUACCAUUGGCAUUUUUGAUGGAUCCUUGGCUCCAGGACAAGAACUUUCUAUUAAAGAAGGAACUAUUAUCUGGAGCGGUGGCCAAUUAGAGGUCCCAGAUUCUGUCUGUAGUGGAAGCUGUCAACCUGGUACAAGGAAAGCAACACAAAAAGGACAGCCUGUCUGCUGUUUUGACUGUUUACAAUGUGCUGAUGGAGAAGUAAGCAAUCAAACAGAUUCUGUUCAAUGCUUGAAAUGCCCAAUAGAUUAUUGGUCCAACCAGGGAAGAGACCAGUGUGUUUUGAAGGAAGUGGAAUUUCUUUCAUUUGAAGGCACUCUGGGCAUCAUAUUAGCCUCUGUAGCACUGAUUGGAGCCUGUAUAACAAUCUGUGUUUUUGCCAUUUUUCUUCAUUACCGAAACACCCCUAUUGUCAGAGCUAAUAACAUGGAGCUGAGUUUCCUCCUGUUGGGGUCACUGGUUCUGUGUUUCCUGUGCUCACUGUUUUACAUCGGCCGGCCAUCGCUGUGGUCCUGUGUGUUGCGACACACUGUGUUUGGGGUUAGCUUUGCUCUGUGUAUCUCCUGCAUUCUCGGCAAAACUAUUGUUGUGUUGAUGGCCUUUAGUGCAACACUACCCAACAACAACAUGAUGAAGUACUUUGGUCCCCUCCAGCAAGCAGCCAGUGUUUUGGCGUGUACCAUCCUUCAAGUCAUAAUCUGUGUUAUAUGGCUGAUCACGUCACCUCCAUUUCCCACAAAAAACACUGAGCACCAAAAGGCAAAGGUUAUCCUGGAGUGUAAUGUGGGGUCUGUGGCAGCGUUCUGUUGUGUGUUGGGUUACAUCGGCUUGCUGGCCAGCGUAAGUUUUGUCUUAGCAUUUCUAGCGCGAAAGCUACCGGACAAUUUCAACGAAGCUAAGUUCAUCACCUUCAGCAUGCUGAUCUUCUGUGCAGUUUGGAUCACCUUCAUUCCAGCUUACAUUAGCUCACCUGGUAAAUACACCGUCGCUGUUGAAGUCUUUGCAAUCUUAUCUUCAAGCUUUGGUUUGAUCGCCUGCAACUUUGCUCCCAAAUGUUACGUUAUUUUGUUGAGACCCGAGGAGAACACAAAGAAGCAUCUGAUGGGGCGAGGGAGAAGCAAACAGUAA